Messenger RNA from Colletotrichum navitas, 561 nucleotides. RefSeq lists its product as uncharacterized. Bases 1 to 561 code for a protein of 186 amino acids. The transcript has 2 exons. The record is from RefSeq and is a predicted model, not a curated record. NCBI's taxonomy places the organism in Eukaryota, Fungi, Ascomycota, Sordariomycetes, Glomerellales, Glomerellaceae.
AUGGCGCUUCAGCUUCACAUUCCUCCCUGCAUCCGCAAUCCACCUCAUCACCACCACUUUCCACCCGUUGAUAAACCGCUAAGAAUCCGGAUACAGGGACCGCUUCAGUCUAUUCAAAAGCUGGUCCCCCACGUCCAAUGGCAUCCUAUUCGGCCUUUCCCACAGCCUGGGGGGCUAGAACUUGCAAAGCUUACACAUGAGACCUUGUAUGGGCAAAGUCGAAUUGAUAGCGCACCAGUUGUGCGGGAUGAGUACCUUGCCUGGGUUAUGGAAGGAAGGAGGCCACUUGACUAUAUUGACUACUAUGGGGUUACAUUUGAUCACCUCAUUGCUCCCAAUGAUCAAAACCCAGAGGUCCUCGUGAUCAACAUCAUUGAAGUUGAUAAUAAUGGGGGAUAUGCUGACGGAGGGAAAUACGCAAAUGAGGUUCUUGCCUUCUCAGUAAAUACAAGUGAUUAUACAGGGAAGAAGGUUCUUGCAGUGCCCAGAUGUUGUCAGCAUAAAAAGGGUACACAGGAUCGUACUCUAAUAAAUGACAUGGUAGCUGAGCGGAGGAUUUAG